AUGGCGCCUCCCGUGUACAUUAUUUCCCGCGUUGCGGACCCGAUCUUUGCCGUGUUCAUUGGUGUUUCGGCAGCUGCGUUGAGAAUCAACCGCGAGGAGAAAGAGAAGGGCAGGACUACUCAGGAGACCCUUCAAGCCGUUCGUCGUCGCCUCGGUUUGGAGAAACGCUCUCAAUGA
Messenger RNA from Thermothelomyces thermophilus ATCC 42464, 177 nucleotides. RefSeq lists its product as uncharacterized. The record is from RefSeq and is a predicted model, not a curated record. NCBI's taxonomy places the organism in Eukaryota, Fungi, Ascomycota, Sordariomycetes, Sordariales, Chaetomiaceae. The transcript is spliced from 2 exons. The coding region runs from base 1 to 177 and encodes 58 amino acids. Gene Ontology annotation, biological process: protein secretion.